AUGAUGCAAAACUUGGAAGAACCUUGUGUCAUUGUAAUGGACAACUGCCCUUACCAUUCUGUUCUCGUUCAAAAUUAUCCCAAAUCAAAUGACAAUAAAGCUACUUAUCAAAAGUGGCUUGCAGAAAAUGGUGUGGAAUUCGCUUCAUUUGAAACACUCAGUGAGCUGCGAGAACAGGUAAAACUUUUAAAACCGAAAGACAAAAGAUAUGAACUUGAUGAAAUUGCUCUAGAAAUGGGGCAUGAAGUCAUACGGCUAUCCCCAUAUCAUUGUCAAUAUAAUCCGAUCGAGUUGAUAUGGGCCCAGGUUAAAGGGGAAAUUGCAAAUAAAAAUAACAGUUUUAAAAUCACAGAUGUUGAAAACUUGGCAAAUAUAGCCAUAGAAUCCGUUACUGUUGACAAUUGGAAACGUUGUGUUGAUCAUUGCGAACGUUAUUGUAUUACCUAUGUUUUAUGUUAUUGA
This is a messenger RNA of Sipha flava (yellow sugarcane aphid), 462 nucleotides long. RefSeq lists its product as uncharacterized. The coding region runs from base 1 to 462 and encodes 153 amino acids. NCBI's taxonomy places the organism in Eukaryota, Metazoa, Arthropoda, Insecta, Hemiptera, Aphididae. The record is from RefSeq and is a predicted model, not a curated record. Gene Ontology annotation, molecular function: nucleic acid binding. The transcript has a single exon.